CUUGCUGACGUAGAUGGCGUCCAUUUUCAAGAAUAAGGAUGGCGACUUGCAUGGCUCCCGCGACUCUGGGAGCUCUCGUUCUCCUCACUGGUCUUCAAUUUUCAUCUGCUCUGUUUGAAGAUCAGAUAGGAAAGUUCGAUUGGAGACAUCAGUAUGUUGGGAGCGUCAAGUUUUCCGCCUUUGAGCAGAGCAAGCAUAGACGUCAGCUCUACGUAGCUACCGAGUCCAAUGUCCUUGCUAGCAUCAAUCUAGCCGGUCAGCUGAACUGGAGGCACAUAUUUCAGAGUGGUCACUCGGGGGUCAUCAAUUCCAUGCUGUAUUCCUCUGCUGAUGCUGGUAUUAUUACACUAUCUGGCGGAGGAAGGCUUCUCCGUUUGUGGAAUGCGACCACCGGCUACCUGAAAUGGGAAUCCCCUGUUACCCCGGAAACGGAUGGCCUCAGCAGCACUGAAGCUAAAGCUAUCCAAGUCAACAGUGAAUCCAAGAAUGUCAUUGUAGCUGUCAAGAACCAUGUCUUCAGUUAUGCCUUCAAGUCUGGGCGUAGAGCUUGGAUGUAUGCCGAUCAGGACAGCGAGACAUUAAGCUUCCAGUGGAUACACUACAGCAAAGAAGACCCUGAUUCUCCCAUAUACGUCAUAGGUGUGGUCGAAGGCUCUCAUUUUGUUAUCACGGCACUGGAUGCACAAAGUGGAGAUCUUAUUAGUCAGACUCCUAUCUCGGCUGUGUGGGCAAGCAAAGCCCCCAACUGUGUUGUCAUCUCCGGCGGCCAUUUUGUUUGUUCGGAGCCUUCCUCUAGUACCCUACAGUAUGUAACCAUUGGUGAGCAGGGGAGCUUCUCAGCAACAUCUCCAGCUGGACUUGGGCUGGUGCAGCUUUCCGAGCAGCAACUCGCCAUCGAUGAACUCUUCCCGUCGGCAUCGGGACCUCCUGUAUUCGUCCUUCGGCUAGGCAGCAACCAUCAUGCAUUGCUGGAGGUCAAGGGUCAAAGUAUCAUCCUCGAUAAAGACCUUCCCAAGGUAACAGCUGUCAGUGGUAACAUAGUAGGAGAGAGAUAUGUUGUCACCACGGCUAGUAGCAACAAUGAGGUGAUUGAGUUACGUUCCUCAUACUUUGAAGGAGAAGAUGAAGAGCUUUACAGCAAUGACAUCGUUCUGCCAGGCAGUCAUGGUAUAGCAGAUCAGAUAUGUGUCGAUCUGUAUGAACUCAGAGAUAAGAAAAUAAAUGGGAGAGUCUUGAUUAAGACCACAGAUGAAGCAAUUUCAUUGGUUGUUGGCUCUGAGAAAGAGGUGCUUUGGUUGAGGGAUGAGUCGUUAGCCACUGCUGUCUCAAUCGAGCUGGUAGAUCUACCCGUCUCAGACACUGAAGCUAGGUUUGAAGAUGAGUUUGGAGGCAAGCAAGGAGAGAAUAUCUUUAACAUGUUCGCCAAGAGGCUAACAACACAGUUUACCCAGUUUCAGGCCUAUGCAGCACACCUGAAGAAGAAAUUAGAGAACCUCCACGACUCUCAUCAUGGAGAUCAUAAAGUUGAUGCUGCCAUCACCCAUGCCAGUCAGAGAUUACUCGAAAAGGACAAUGAGGGAGAGGAAGAUGACGAUGAUUAUCUCAUCAGGGAUGAAUUCAACCUUCACAAAGUUAUCGUGAUCGCCACAAAGUCUGGCAAGAUUUUCGGUCUUGAUUCCAAUGAGGGAACCAUAGUGUGGGACCAUUUCCUACCUGACCUAGCACCAUUUGAAAGCUCAGGCAAGCUCUCCAUGCCCCUGUUUGUACAGAGAACCACAGCUCACUUCCCCAACCCUCCUCAAUGCAACCUAGUUGGACAAAGCAAGACUACAGGUCAGGCCAUGUCAUUCACCUUCAACCCCAUUACCGGUAAACCUACGUCUGACAGCAGUACACUCGGCACAGAGCUACCUUACAAGGUCAAGCAGGUCACCAUGCUUAAUCUCAUGACAGAUCACUUCCUGAAGGUCAUGCUUUAUCUUGACACUGACUACAAUGUACAUGUUGUCCCGUCAUCAGCCACCUCAUUGGUCAAGGAACAUUCCUCUAGCAUAUAUCUCUUCACUGCCGAUUCAGAUUCAGGCAAACUCGCAGGAUACAGACUCACAUCCAGCCAAGAGGUCACGACCUCUGACCUUGCAGCCGAGGUGGUGUGGGAUGUUCAGCUCCCAACGGCUCUCCAAAAGAUCACCCAUGUGGUGGGGAGAAGAAAUAUUGAACAUGUACACUCCCAAGGUCGAGUGCUUGGAGAUCGAUCUGUUCUUUAUAAGUAUCUCAAUCCAAACCUGGUUGCUGUUGUCACAGAGGGAGAAGAAAUAGGAAGCAAACCUCACAUCAGCAUUUACCUUAUUGACGUGAUCACUGGGGCCAUCAUCUUUAGUGCAGAUCAUAAGAAAGUUCAAGGUCCAGUUCAUAUUGUGCACACUGAAAACUGGGUUGUGUAUCAAUAUUGGAAUCAGAGAUUGCGAAGAAAUGAAAUCACAGUUCUAGAAUUGUUUGAAGGAAAAGAACAGAAAAAUAGUACUCUGUUUUCAUCUCUGGACCCACCCAACUUGCCACUGGUAGAAAGGCAGUCCUAUGUGCUGCCCUCUGGUGUUCAAGCUUUGUCAGCUACGUAUACGGAAAAGGGCAUUACUGCAAGGCACCUUCUGAUGUCCCUCUCAUCCGGAGGCCUCCUGUCCUUCCCUAAGCGGUUCCUGGACCCUCGUCGUCCCAUAGAACUAAAACCAGAGCACAAAGAGGAGGGGCUAAUUCCCUACCUACCAGAACUGCCCAUAGCCCAUCAAUCUAUGGUCAACUAUAAUCAAUCGAUAUUUGGAGUAGCGGGUAUACAAACAGCACCAGCUGGUCUAGAAUCUACAUGUUUAGUUCUUACAUAUGGAUUAGAUUAUUACUUCACCCGGGUGAUGCCUUCAAAUCUGUUUGACGUCUUGAAAGAAGACUUCGAUUACAUGUUCAUCCUGACUGUUUUAAUAGGCCUGGUCGUAGCAGCUCUUACCACCAGGCGAUUAGCGUCUCUCAAAGCCCUUAGACAAGCUUGGAGAUAACCUUAGCUUUUCAAAUGUAGUUUCACUCGCCCGUAUUCUCAAGUCUGGUUUAUCUUAGUCCAUGGUCUAAGACUGUACCUAAAUUAUGGAACGCCAAAAAUGUUCAAACUGUGUGCACAUUUCUUAUGUUUAAUGUGUUCUUUCCUAGUACUUCAGUGGUAAAGAAAAUUAUUUUAGGUAUAAUUUCCAAACAGUCAUUGUUGGUUUGACUAGUGUCAAAUUUGCUGAUGAAUUGAGUCUCUACUGUUAAAAGAUUUAUGACGUUUGGCUGUCCAGAGUUAAAUCAUUACUGUAGACCAUAGUUUAAAUCAAAAGUGAGUUCAGAAUACGGGCCAUUAGGUUUGAGGUUAUAGAAUUAACUAGUGUCAAUACUCAUCCGGCAUGUUUCUACAGAGAAUCGUUAAACGAUAUAACCAGAAUCGUUAGUAUCCAGAAUGCCAGAAAACUUCCCUGUAGAAACAGAGGCGAUGCUGUUUAUUGAUAAACCGCAUUGCGCAAAAUACGGUUUCUCAUACCCACCUCUGGGAGGUGGUUAUUGCUAUUUUAAUCCGUUUAACUUUUCUGUAGAAACGCACGGCAAAAAGCGUAUCAUGUCUGGCGGAAGUGCAUUUUCGCAGUAUAUUUGCACGUUUUGGCCUUUUCGAUCUCGCCAGCUGACAUACCCCAAUGCAUUUCGAGGUCAUAGGUUGAAAUUUUCAAUUGACGCGGUAUUUGCGAUGCGGUAUGUGAGUUAAUCGGAUUAUUCACUCUGUAGAAACAGGUUGGUUUGAGACCAAUCCCGUUUUUCGAUUCUCUGUAGAUACAGGCCGAUUGAGACAAAAUGGCCUGUAAUGUGAAGUCAGGUUUAACUUGACAAUGGUCUAUAUCAGUGUUAAAUUGUGAGAAGCUAAAUGUGCUGAAAUUGUAUUAAUAUUAUACUUUUGUCAUAUUUAUUGUUUUCAUUUGCAAGUUUAAAUGGUGACAAAAAAUAUUUUAGUUACCAUUCCCAGACAGUCAUUUAUGGUUUGAGUGCCAAAGGUGCUGAUAAAUUGAGUCUGUACUGUUAUGAGAUUGGUGUUACGUUUGGCUGUCUGUAGCUAAACCAUAACUUUAGACCAGUGUUUGAAUUAAACCCGAGUUUAGAAUACGGGCCAGUAGGUUUGAGGUUGUAAUAAAACUUUUAUGUGUACUCACAGAAUUCAGAAUAUGAUUUGUAGUAUGCUAUUGCCGUUGGUUUUUCUUAUGAUAAUUAAUGUUUAGUCAAAAGUCGAUUUAAUACACUAUUUGGCUAUUAGAAAUUAACUAUCAUGAAAAUAGGUGAAACUGAAUAAAUUCUGAUAUGAUUAUUCUAAUAGAUUCUGAUAAAAAAUAAAUUCUAAUAUGAUUACUGUGUAUUGAUUUCAUGUUACAAUCAUUGUCAACAAGUCCAACUUUUAGAUUUUUUUUUUCAGGAAAUUCACAGAAGUGUAGUCGACAAGGAUUUUGUAAAAUCUGUUUCUUAUUUAUGAAAUUGAACAGAGAGAAGGGGUAGAAAAUAAUUAUUUUGUAGAGAAUUGUAAUUGUCCUAGAUGUAUGACAAAAUAAAAUUCAGUCAAUAUUAUUAUUGAUUGUACAACUGGUAAUUGAUAUUUGACAAUUGAUUAUUCCCAAGUCCGUUGCAAACCAUGUACAAAAAUGCAAUCAAUGGCAAAUAUAUUGAUUAUAUCUCUUUAGUAGUGUAACAGAUCCUAGGACCACUCAAUGGUAUGACCGAUUCAAAUUGAUCUUAUUCAGAAAUCACAAACAUACAGUGAUUACAAGUUAAUAGUUGUUUAUACAUAAAGGCCACCGCGCACCUUACGACCCGAGACAGGUCUACGACUGGUCUGCGACCGAGUGAUGGGAGAUAAAUCGUAAGGUAGUCAUAAGCCUCAACACUGCACACCUUGUGAUCCGACUACCAUGCUGUCUGCAACUCACGCAUGCGCUUUUUGCCAAAGUAACUGCGUAUGCGCGUUGCAUGUCAUGUACGCGUCGGUAGUUAAAUGCGACCCUGCUGUCUGAUUGGGGGGAACUUGGAUUGAGCUUGUGAUUCAGUUGUAAGGAAUUGACAUGUCAUAUCCUUACGAUUUUCCUCGGAUCUCUGAACAGUCUGCGACUCAAGCUGACAAGCUAUGAUGUCACAUUUCCCUUCACUUAGUCGCAGACCAGUCGUAGACCGGACUGAUCGUAAGGUGUGCAGUGGCCUUUAGUGUGUUCCUUAUUUGUGAUCGAUAUAGAUCAUGACGUUCAUAAUGAAAUAAUCUUACUGUAUAUCCGUAUGAAGGUUAUACAUGUUCAUGCAUUUCCUACUUCUGUUUAUUCCAACCAAAUUGUAGUUUCUAAUAGUAAUGAUAAUAGUAUUAGAUAACAGGUCAAAUCCUGAACGUCCUGAAAUAUGGUCAAGAGAAUAUACUUCAGGCAAGAAAUAAGGACAAAUAAAAAUAAGAAGCAUUCAAUAGGCAGGUCUUAAAAUUCAAAUCGAUAGAGCGGUCGCAUAUAUAAAUAGGUAAAUUAGUUUUAGUGUAUGUGUCACUAGCAAAAUUCGUAAAUUCGUGUCAAUUCUGUGUUCUGAAUUUGAAUUGAUCUUUUUCCAUUCACUAGUAUCUGUUUUGCAAGAAAAUGACAAUGAACUGCAAGUCAAUUUCAGGUCCUUAAAUCAAUCGCAUGUCUUGCUGUAAUUGUUUACAAAAUUAAAACUAAUUGCUGGUCUGGAUUUUUUUCUUACAUGAGAAAGUAAUAAAUACUUUGCUAGUUUGCUUUAAUUGUAAUUGAUCUUUCAAAUGCAAAUUUAAUUUAAAUUGUCAAUCAAUUGCGAUAGACACUUGCAAUUGAUUUUAAAGAGGUUUGUUUCAACUCCCUCUCAUUGUAGAUAUACAUGUAUGUGUGGGUAAAUAUUGUUAUUGUAAUUUUCUUCUACCAUGUAUAGGUGAAAUUUGAAGAAUUCUUUGAAUGAAAUGUGGCAAUAAUGAUAUCAUGGAUAUGUAUAUUUGGUAACAAUAUGUGGUGUCCUUAAACAAUGUGAUAUGUGUAUCUCACAGAGUAUGUUGUGUUAAGAGCACUAAUGUGUUCAUUGAAUGUAAAUGUCCGUUUUUCUAUGAUUGGUGCAAAAAAUAGUAUACAGUAAGCGAGUGUAUUUUAUGCAAGAAAUUUGACCUCAUCAUCAUUAACCAAUAGGAAUAAUGAUUUAGUCCAACACCAGAUGGGCUAAUUUCCAUUUGGUCUACACAUCUCUCGGCCUAAUACCUACUUAGUCUUAUUCUCAUGUAUAUAUUUCAAAGCCCAGUUGGUCUAAUUUCCACUUCAGUAUAUAUUUGAAAUUCGAUUCAUAACGAGCUCAUCUAACCAUAUAGACUAAAUGGUGCUAGACCAAGUGGAGACAAAAUGGGUGUGGUCUACUGGAAUGAAUGGGUUAUAUGGUAAUUAGACCAAAUGGUCUGUAGACCAGGGCCCCGUCUUUCAAAGAGUUACGAUUGAUCCAAUCAAUCGUAACUAUGGAAAUCCAUCAGUGUCAUAAUUUUUUCUACAGGAAAUUUGCAAAAUGUCCUUUGUAAACAAGGGAGAUCACACCAGAUUGUCAAGAAAUCAAUGAAUUUAUUGAUAUACAUUCAUAUCUAGAAUUUUUUUUAACAUAAACAUGCAUUUUAUGUUGACUUUGCUGGCUUUCCAUAGUUGCGAUUGAUCGGAUCAAUCAUAACUCUUUGUAAGACGGCCCAGCUGGUUGUAGACGACCCAGGAUUACCGGGUUAGACCAUGGGGGAUGAGACCAAAUGGAAGGUAGACCAAAUGGUAGUAUAAUGAGAAGCAGGGCCCAUUUGCAUGAAACUUGCCACCUGAUCAUGACCUUAUCAUUGUUCAUUACUAUGGCAACAUCACCCUACAACCAAUCAAAUUAAGGUUUCAGUAGAAGUUACAACAGUAUUAAUGACAGAGUUACACUCCUUGUUAAUUGAUAUUGCUCUGAUUAAAUGUAAGUGAUACAUUCUUAUGAAAUAAAGUAUGCACAAAUGUAAAUUAA
Molecule: messenger RNA, 7062 nt
Organism: Lytechinus pictus (painted urchin)
Lineage: Eukaryota; Metazoa; Echinodermata; Echinoidea; Temnopleuroida; Toxopneustidae
Product: ER membrane protein complex subunit 1-like
Exons: 23
Coding region: 39-3047 (1002 amino acids)
Biological process (GO): protein folding in endoplasmic reticulum
Cellular component (GO): EMC complex
Molecular function (GO): protein binding
Source: RefSeq, a predicted model, not a curated record